AGUAAUUGUUAAGUUUGAUAAUAAAAUAUCUUCCCCAAAAUGAUCGAGCAUACCCCAAGCCUACUGUGUUAGUAAUAGCUUGAAGUUUUUCAUCGGCUUCCACCAAGAGUUCGUGGUCUUUUCGAGCAGAAGUGAGAGGUGCUGAAUCGUGACGAGUUUGAGCGAUCUUCUGAAAGGGCUGUAGGAAUGAGGCAAAGGUCAAAGCUGUAAGUCCGCAAAAACAAAAGGGAUCUCUUUGACAGGCGUCAGAAUUUUUGAAUCUUCGUUCAAAAUUUUUAGUGGACCAUGGGGAAAAAGAACAAAAUCGCCUUCCAGCCGAGGCCCAAAAUCGACUACCCUCCCGUCGCCACCAAGACCUGGGUACCGCCCGAUCAGCGCAAGAAGAGGAAGAGGCGGCCGAAGUACGAGAAGCCGCCGGGCAUCACGCAGAAGUUGGAGGUGUCCAGUUUGGGACAGGUCUGGCACAAGUUUCGCGUUUUGAAAGAUCGAAUUUUGCUGCUGGGAAGCUUCUCCGAGACGCACAAGAGGUACAAGAAGAGGACGAACGGAUUUCAAACGCCAUGUAACUGCGUGGUGGCAAUUGCGCUGUCAAAGUUCUACCGAAUGUCAAAAUGGGACUUCGGCACCAUCGACCAAAUUUUAGACCUGGGGGAUCAGUUGUACAUCUCGACGAUUCUUCACCAAAGCGAUCGUGCCAAGACCCACCUGCUGUUAUGCGAGGUGUAUCCCUCGUUCUUCUUCUACGACACGAAGGUCACGAUUACGUUUAAGGGAAAUAAGCACGUGGGGCGCCUUUACGAGGACGUCGACGACUCACCGUUUUUAAGCCGGGUCAUUGGCGACUUCUUCAACGAGCACGGUUCCGGAGUACUGACCGUGGAAAGGCAUCACAUGGCGUUGUGGUACAUCGGGAAGGACUACUACCUAUUUGACCCAAGCGGUCACGACCGCGAAGGCCACCCUUGGCGCGGUCUCCCUGGGAUGGGUUUCGCGGCGGUGAUGCGCUUCAAGGAUACGGACUCCUUGGUGAAUGUUAUACACGAAACCUUUGGCACGCGGAGCAAUCCGGGAUUCGUGCUGACUCCCUGCUCCAUCAUACGCUUGGUGAAGAUCGACGUGGUCCCGCCGGCCGCGAACUUAAUCCCGCCCCAUUGCCCAAUUGGCGAACCGGAGUUCGUGCUCGAGCCUCGCGUUCCCCCCGCCAAGCCGCCGAAAUCGGACGAACUGGAGGAGAAGGUCCAGGCGGUCGUGACUCUGGAAGAGGAGGAAGAUGUGAACUUGGAGGUGGAGGCGAACGAGUUCGCGCCGGAGGUCGGCGAAUCGCCGAAGGAGGGCGUGGUGCCGAUCGAGCGACCUCGCGCCGACUCCGUCACGUACUUUGCGCCGGUGAUCAGCGAGAGGAUGGGGAUCCUGCACGCUUCGACGCACCAGGGCGACCUUCGCUACACGAAGAACGGCGGCAAGCAGAGCGCGGCCAACGCGAUUUCCUCGCUCGCAAUGCUGAGGCUGUGCAAGUCGCGGAGGUGGUUCCGAAGGGUCGUCGACGAAAUUCUGAAAUGCGGCGAGAGGAUCUACGCGGACUCGGUGAAAUCGCUUCCGGCGGGCAGGGCGCUUAAGGUCACCAAGGUGGCCAAAACGUUCAUGCUGGGCGAUCGCGUGUUUACCCCCGACGUUGAGGAGUACACGACGAUCGGCAAGCUCAAAAGCACAAAGCAGGGGGUGCUCGACCUUUUGCCCGCUUUGGAGGAGUACUUUCGGAACAAUCAGACUUGUGUCGUGACGGGGCCUUUGGUCCUGGCAAUUUGGGCGGAGGAUGGACGGUUUUACAUGUUCGAUCCGAACGAGAGGGACAAGAAGGGGUUGGUGAUCGUGAAGAGCAUUCAGGUGGGAUCUCAGCUGCAGAUGCUGGAGUACAAACCGGGGGCGGCUUGCGUCACGUGGUACUCCGAGCUGAAGACCCUCGUCGAUGUGUACAUGAAGAACGUCGAGCCUAACCUGCGCCGUGAGCCGUUCUUCUUGAGCAAGGUCGUGAUCAGGGACUACGUCCCGGUGCCCGACCCCUGGAACGGAUUCGAAGGUGUCGCGAGCGGCAAGUGGAUUUUGCGCGGCAGCUUCAAUCAGAACGACCGCCGGUUCGAGAAGGAGGUGCGCGGCACUCAGUGCACGGCGGCGGCCGCGCUCUCCCUCGCGUUCGCGCUCAUCAAACCGGAGAGCAAGUGGACGACGGAGGACGUCGACGAAAUUCUCAUCCAGACCGAGCCCUACUACAAGGAGUGCGUCGCGAAAUUGAAGAGCGGCAACAAGUUUCGCGACGGAAAGCUGCUCGUCGACGAGCUUAACCGGAAAUGCGCGUUGGAGGGGACCGAGAUCAACUUCGACAUCGAGGAGUGCGCCGUGAACGGCCUGAUCGACGCCAAAGAUUACGACGACACGCUCAAUCUUAAAAGUGGCAUCGCCACCUUUUUCCGGGACAACAACAGCGCCAUCGUCACCGCGCGUUCCGUUUCCGUGGCCAUCUGGAAGAAGGACCAAGCGUUUUACUACUACGAUUCGCAUAGCCGCGACGAGAAGGGGAUGAUUAACGGUUAUGGGACCGCGUGCGUUAUGCGCUUCUCAAACAUGGACGACCUGGCGCUGAGCAUCGAGGCCAACCUGCAACCGGGCCAGAACAACUCGUUCAACAUCGGUCGCGUUACCGUCUCCGUUUGGGAAAUGGAGGCGGGCGGAGUCUCGAGGCCGCCCCUGAACAACUACGCCGAGCUGAGUCCGCACUCCGCCAUCCUGCGGUCGGUUUUCAGCGAACGCUCCGGCAUCUUCAAGUUGAACGCCGGCAAACAGACGAUUCCGAUGUGCCUGGUGGCGAUGGCCAUGAUGAAGAUCUACCCGGCGAGCAUCUGGAGCCAGGACAUCGUCGAGGAGGUUCUCAAGAUCGGCGAUAGGCUCUUCACGGACACGAUGGUCGCGCGCGAACGACGGACCGAUCUCACUCCGGAGGAGGACGUCGACGAGGUCUACGCGGAAAACUGCCUGCGCGAGUUUCACAUCGGAACCAACAAAUUCGUCAUGAAUUUCGGCGGACCCCUGGUCGGCAACUUCGAGCAGAACUUCUGGCCGCAGAUUAAGGCGUUCUACCAGAGGGCGCCCGCGAGCGACAACGACGAGUUUGAGCUGCUGAUCACCAGCAACCUCUACAAUGUCGCGACGUGGUUCGAUGGCAACGUCUACUACCUCUUCGAUCCGAAGCCGCGCGACCAAUUCGGACAGGUCUUCGGAAAGGAGGAGUGGAGCGCUAAGGUGGACGUGCCGGAGGACGAGGAGGGAGGCGGCGAUGAUCCGAAAUUCGUAAGCGAGAUGGCGAAGAAGAAGCUGGGCGGGGGCGACGAGCUCCCGGAGGUGGAGAUAGUCAAGCACAGUCCGUCGUACUGGAAGCGGAAGGAAACGGAUGGGGCGGCAUGCGUCGUGUGGUUCACGUCCGCCGACAAACUGAUCGAGCACGUUUACGAGAACACCCCGCCUAAUCGACGCGAGGCGCUGGAUUUCAAAAUGUUUCCGAUAACGGUCGUCAAUCGCCCCGACCUGAAGAACGUGUUCAACUCGAAGACGGCGAGAGAAGACAACUAUUCCGGCGAUUGGUACGCGUUCAAGGAAAUCGAUCGCGGUCUCUGGAUACUUAGAGGAACCACCGAUAACUCCGACGAGAUGUUUCCACCGAAAAACCGUGGGAGACAGUCGCUGGCGAUGUGCUACGCCGCCUUGGCGUAUGCCAAACGCUACGUGAUCAAUAAAUUUAAGAGCGGCACCGUGAACGACAUCCUAAAGUACGGGGACCGCCUCUACACCGCCACCCGAAAGAGGCGUUACCAAGAGCUUAGAGCGAACAAGGAGCUGGGGCUGAGCGCCGAGGAAAUCGAGACGAUUAUGAACGGGCAAACCUUCGGGGUGGAGGAUGUGGAGCGCGUUUUCUGCAUCGGGCUCGACCAGAUGACGGUCGAGCUUCACCAGGACGCCGUUACCGGCGACAUCUACGCCGAAGGCUCCAAGGACGUGGCCGACGUGCGAAGGGCGCUGGAGGAGUUCUUCAAAGACCAUCGCUUUGGAAUAAUCGCCUGCAAGAAUUUGACCUGCGCCAUCUGGAAGGGGGUGAAGAUCUACUACAUGUUCGAUUCCAACUCGCGCGGGCCCUGCGGGGCGACCUGCCCAAGCGGCGAGGCGUGCAUCACGCGGUGCCUAAACACGAACGCGAUCGCCGACAUUUUCCUCGGCAAUCUCCCGAAGGAGGGCCGGAACGGUUUCGCGAUUCACUCGGUGAGAAUUCGCGUGACGCCGUGCCCGAGACCGCUCAAGCCUGAAGAGAAGCCGGUGAAGGAGGAGCCGCCGAAGUACACCGGGAUAACGGGGGUAAUGCCCGGCAAGCACAUCUUGCGCGGCACCUUCAGCCAGGAGGACGACAAAUUCGGACGCGGCCGAAACGUGCAAUCGGCCCCGGUCGCAAUCAUCGCCCUCUCGAUGUCUCUGGUGCACAACCCGAGCACGUGGACGACCCCCAUCGUCGACGACAUACUCUACCUCGGCGAUGAGCUCUACAUGUCCACUCUAGAAUCCCUCGGCUACGAGUACAACCCGUGGGAGCAAGGCCUAACGGUCCACCUGGUGAACAAAGACUACAAGGUCGGGUUACUUCGCGCCAACUUCGGGCUGCGCACCACCGACCAAAGGGGAAUGAUCGACAUCAAGCACCCGUCAAUUAUGAACAUACGCCAGGGCUUGGAGAACUUCUUCGAGGAAAACACGCACGGGGUCAUCGAGACCGAAACUCUCACCGUCGCAAUUUGGGAGGAGGACGAGCAGCCCGGCUUCGUCUACAUGUACGAUCCGAACCCACGCGGACCCGCCGGCCUUUACCUCUCGGGCGGUACGGCGUGCUUGCUCAUUUUCGAGACCGUCAAAAUGGCGGCGGACCAUUUCAUCGCGAACGUGACCGACAAGACCAAACGGAGGGGGGAGUUCGUGAUAACUCCCGUGGAAAUAGUCGUGGGCAACGCGAAAACCAAGCCGAAGAAGAAAAGGGAGCGCGAUUGCGGGACGAUGGAGUUGGUGAAGGGGGAGCGGGCGGUGCCCGGUCCCUACGACAAAAGGCAGCUGCGGAAAAUGGCGGCGGAGGAACGCAGGAGGAAGGAGGCGCGCCGUUUGGCCAAGAUCGGUCGUCUGCAGUACCACGGCCUGCCCAACGGGGACGCCCUGCUGCGCGGCACCAAGAGUCAAUCCUCCAAGGAGUACAGCGCGAACUCGCGCGGCAACCAGGACAUCGCCAACUGCUUCGCGGCGUUCGUCGUUCACCGCCUCUCUUUGAUAUCGACGUGGCACUACCGACAAAUCGACAUGAUCCUCGACGUAGGCGACCAACUCUACAAGGACUCCUACAUCACGUACAGCCCUCGCAAUCCCAAACUGGGAAUGGCGAACAUCCUGCGUAAGGUGUUCAUAAAGGACGUCGAGGUUGCGUUAAAGGUCUACAAGCCCGUAAUGAAGAACACUCUCAGCGCGCCCAACCUGGAGCUCGCCCUCAUCAACUACUUCCAGCAGGAGCAGUUCUGCGUGCUCUCCACGCGUAACGAGCACGUCGCGCUCUUCUUCAGGGAGGGCCUGUACUACAUCUUCGACCCGCACGACUGCGACCUCGAGGGGAACAGGACGGCCGAGUGCGGCGUCGCCUGCAUCGUCAAAUUCCAGACGAUUCCGAACUUGGUCGCCAAGUACGUCGCCAAUUACACCAGGCCGGACGAGGGCGACGUAUUUACCAUUACGUUAGUCACGCUCGGGAGCAUUGUAGUGAAAGGGGGCGGGCGGGCUUUAACUAGUUAAGAUUACUUUUUAAUUAAUAAAGGGCAUAUCUUUAA
This is a messenger RNA of Photinus pyralis (common eastern firefly), 5897 nucleotides long. RefSeq lists its product as uncharacterized. Lineage: Eukaryota; Metazoa; Arthropoda; Insecta; Coleoptera; Lampyridae. The transcript is spliced from 10 exons. Bases 286 to 5862 code for a protein of 1858 amino acids. The record is from RefSeq and is a predicted model, not a curated record.